Molossus molossus (Pallas's mastiff bat) is the source of this 822-nucleotide messenger RNA. RefSeq names its product protein FAM47E-like. Lineage: Eukaryota; Metazoa; Chordata; Mammalia; Chiroptera; Molossidae. The record is from RefSeq and is a predicted model, not a curated record. The transcript has 2 exons.
AUGGCGGACAAGAGGAGGCUAUUAGGGCCCAAGCCCAGCAAGAAGGGGCUGUUAGGGCUGGGGCCACGGGAACCCUUGCCCCUGGGCAUGAAUUGUAAGCCUUGGUACAAGGACAGGGACAAGUUGCCUUCCAACUGUUUCGCAAAGAACAAGAACAGACUUCUGAAGUGCUCCACCUCCCUGGACAACCGGAGGUGGAUAUUUGUGAAAGAAGGGCUGGACGACUUCAGAACGGGCUGCCCAUCUUGUGAAAAUAUGAUCACUCGUGGCCGUAGGGAGAGCUUUUCCCCCAUAAUUGUUCAUAGAGUUCCCAGACCUCCCCCGAGAAGGAGUCAAAAUAAGCUGCCCAAGGGAGCAGACCUGUGUUCCAAGCUCCCACCAGCCCAGCAAGCAUAGAAGGCGUUCGUAGAGAGCAUUGAAGCCAGUCUGACCAAGCACCCCAUGGCUCGCUAUCUGAAUCUAGAGGAAGGUCUACCUGCAGACCUCUUAUUGAAAGUGCUACAAGUGCUUGAUCCUGACAGGAAGCUGGAGGACACAUGGGCAUAUUGUCAGGGCACCAGGGAAAGAAAGAAGUUUCCCACAAAUCUUUAUAAACCAGAGUAUCCUUUGGAAACAAAGUACAGCAAACAGCUAGAUGAAAUAAAGGAGAGAAAAUUCUCCCUACAGAAAGAUAGCUGGGAGAGGAAACUCCAAAAAUGACAGAAUCCUUAUAAACCCAAAUGGGUGAAGAUAAAGUAUGGUACCUGGAGUCCAAGUCCUGGGAAAAAACUAAUAAAUGAUGAACCUUUGAUUAACACCAAAGUCUUACUUGAAGAGGAAUAA